Drepanopeziza brunnea f. sp. 'multigermtubi' MB_m1 is the source of this 1587-nucleotide messenger RNA. RefSeq lists its product as uncharacterized. The record is from RefSeq and is a predicted model, not a curated record. NCBI's taxonomy places the organism in Eukaryota, Fungi, Ascomycota, Leotiomycetes, Helotiales, Drepanopezizaceae.
AUGGCGACCAAAAAGUCCAAAGCUGCCGCCCCGACCGACGAUGAACUGGCCCAGAUGCUCGAGGGUCUCGAAGCAGAUGCCAAACCUCCGUCCAAGGGAGCGACCGCCGCCUCCAAGCCAACAAAGCCGGCGGCGGCGACCCAGUCCGAGCAGGACUUGCUGGCGGAGCUGGACAAUCUAGAGAAUCUGGGCAACCAGCCACCAUCGAGACCACACACCCCUCGCAUCAGCUCCAUCAAGCGAACUGCGACUGCUACACCUCCACCCGCCUCUUCACGGACGAGCGAGGAGAAGGCAGCUCUCAGGAAGUCGGGCGAUAGCACACGGUCGUUCCACACCUCGUUCACGCCUUCGGCUACAAGCAGCGACCUGCAAGAAGCUGAGAAGAGGGCCUCCAUUGCUCAGCCGGUUGAAGAAGCUCCUGUUGCAACUGGUGGCGGCUGGUGGGGUUCGGUAUUCGCAACUGCAAGCGCUGCUGUCAAGACUGCCGAGAAUGCGGUCAAAGAAAUCCAACAGAACGAGGAAGCCAAGCGAUGGGCGGAGCAAGUCAAGGGCAAUGUUGGAGUACUGAGGGGGAUUGGCGGCGAGCUUCGCUCCAGAGCCCUCCCAACCUUUACCAACAUCCUGCACACCCUCGCACCCCCCAUUUCCUCCCACGAACGUCUUCAAAUCCACAUCACCCACGAUUUCAUUGGCUACCCCUCCCUCGAUCCCCUCAUAUACAGCACCUUCUCGCGGGUGAUGGCCCAAGUGGAAGGCGGCGACCUACUAGUCAUCCAACGCGGCCACGAAUCAACCGCGCGUAGAAAUUCGGAGGCAGGAUAUUCCGGCGGUAGUGCAGGCUGGAGCGACGGCCCCUGGUGGCGCCAGAGCAACGAGCACCGAGACCUGGGCUCCGUCAAGGGACUGGUGGAGGGAACGAAGUUGGUGAGAGUAAGUGCCGAAGCCUAUGCCACCGAAUAUCUUUCCUCGCACGGCGGUCUUGAAGCCGCUGCUCAGCGCGCAACCGAGAAUCUGAGCGAGUCGAACCCAGUGCGGAGCAGCGACAUCUUUCUUGCUGUGCAGGCCAUUUCGCAUGGUGCCCCGGAAGAGCUUUUCCAAGGGUCACCCAAGGAAAAGGAAGACGGCGCUGUCGUGGAGGAUAAAGAAUCAGUGGACGAGUUGAUCUCAUUUGCCAUUUACCUGCAUGAUCCUGUGCAUAGUAUUACGUUCCACACCCUUACGCAAAGCGUACCAGCGAAGUGGAUGAGAUGGCUUGAUGCGUCAUCGCCCAUGACACCUGCGAGUCCAGCUUCCCCUAGCGAUCAGCACAAGAGCGGGUUCUUCGGCAACGAUCAGGAGGGGUGGCAACAAAGCGGAUUGCCGGACGAGAUUAAGGAGAUUAUCGAGAGCGGUGGUGUAGAUCCCAGGGAGUGGGUUGCGGAGUGGGUCGAGGAGCUGCUCACGCUGGGCGUAGGUGUUGUGGCGCAGAGGUAUGUUGCGCGGAGGAUGGGUGUUGGAGAGGGGGGGAUUGGGAAGGGAAAGGCGAGGCAGGAAGAGAUUAUGGAGGAUGGGGGCGGGGAGGCUGCUAGGGCAGGAUUGUUUUAA